Molecule: messenger RNA, 1779 nt
Organism: Trichoplusia ni (cabbage looper)
Lineage: Eukaryota; Metazoa; Arthropoda; Insecta; Lepidoptera; Noctuidae
Exons: 4
Coding region: 1-1779 (592 amino acids)
Molecular function (GO): nucleic acid binding; zinc ion binding
Source: RefSeq, a predicted model, not a curated record
AUGGAGGAUCAAAUGGCCACCUUUUCAAAUAGAAUGGAGGCUGCCCUUCUGAAACUGGCCGAAAAAUUGUCCAGGCCGGUUCCCUCGGCAACGCCUGUGCCUGUGACAUUGGUGAAAUUCGACCCACAUGUACCAGACGCAGAUAUCGAAGGGUGGUGCAAAUUGACAGACAUGGUUAUAUCAUGCAAGCAGAUUGUUGGAGUAGAUUUGAUACUAGCAUUGACCAAUGCCCUGAAAGGCCGUGCAGCUUCGUGCCUGACAAAAGUAAAUCACGAGGAUUUAACUUGGCCAACCAUCAAAGACUUGCUUUUAUCAACGUUCUCCAAGCCGAUGACAAUGCAAGACCAUUUUGAUGGAGUCAUCAAAUUUCAACUGGGGAAAGAAAGUGCUGCGCAAGGAGGACUACGACUUUGGCAACUUAUUGAGAAAAUUCCCGAUGUGAAGAUGCCAGAUAAUGUCAUUACUGGCUUUACAAUAUCCGUUCUAUCACAAUGCAAUGAUGCUAUACGAAAGGAGCUUAACUCAAGCAUUGUUCAUGACAAGUCAGACAAGCGAAAACAGGAUGAACUGGAGGAUUCUGGGACAGAAUCUAAAAAACCACGACUAAGUGUACCAUUCCGAGGCAAUUGUAACUUCUGUGGACGUAUUGGUCAUCGAGCGUCUGAGUGCCGCAACAAGAAUCAAACAGUAAUUAAACCAGCUGGUACUUCAAUGAAGCAGAGUCAACACGGCUCGUCAUCAUCAUCCAUUACCUGUUACGUGUGUAAUGAACCGGGUCACGUUGCUUCUGCGUGCCCCAAUCGUCGUGAGAAGGUCAAGCAGGCCGAGAAGACAACGAAUAUCAAAGCUGUCAACGUGUGUUCCAAAACGGCACGUGGUACUUUGGAUAUAGAAGACGACUGUCUGAGCGAAUGUAUUUUGUUGGGACGUGACUUGUUGGAAUCGGGGAUUUCUGUGGAGCUCGAUCAGGAAAAUAUUUUGUUCAAAGCAAAAGCUAUUAAGAUAUGCGAGAAUACUACCCUAGUCCUAGAUCCUGAUUUGACCGACACAGAUUUGACCGGUUCGGACAAGUUACAAUUACUAGAAAUCUUUAAAAAAUAUUCAAGACAUUUUACACAGAAUUUUCCGAACACUAGAAUCACUACUGGAGAGUUGAAAAUUAAUCUGAUUGAUCCUAACAAAACCGUGCAAAGAAGACCUUACAGGUUAUCCCCGGCAGAACAGCAAGUGGUGGACAGCAAAAUUCACGACUUAUUAGACGCAAAUAUCAUAAGGGAAAGCUCGUCUCCAUUUGCUAGCCCUAUCUUGCUGGUGAAGAAAAAAGAUGGCAGCGACCAUGCCAGUUCUGAGGGAUAUGGCGCAGUUUUAAUACAAAAAGACGAUGGUAAGCCUCAUGUCGUGGCCUACUACAGCCAGAGGACCUCUGAUGCAGAGAGUCGUUAUCACUCGUAUGAGCUUGAAACGCUGGCUGUAGUACGAGCUAUAGAACAUUUCCGUCACUUUAUUUAUGGCCAAUUAGAAAAGGACUGGAUUCUCGUAGAACAGCAGCGAGAUCCUGAAAUUUCAGCAAUUGUGUCGAAAUUAAAGUCUCACGAACUUCCAGAUGAUGUUGCUAAAACUUAUGACAUUAGAAAAGGUGUCCUGUACAGAAAAAUUAAACGAAGAAGAGCCACAUUUUGGCUUCCAAUUGUUCCUCGAUCGUUGAUAUGGAGUCUAAUAAAUCAUGUGCAUUGUGAAUUGAAACAUCUAGGCUUUGAUAAGACUCUCGACAAGCUUUAA